Messenger RNA from Ochlerotatus camptorhynchus, 4651 nucleotides. RefSeq lists its product as uncharacterized. Gene Ontology annotation, molecular function: protein binding. NCBI's taxonomy places the organism in Eukaryota, Metazoa, Arthropoda, Insecta, Diptera, Culicidae. Bases 141 to 4571 code for a protein of 1476 amino acids. The transcript is spliced from 2 exons. The record is from RefSeq and is a predicted model, not a curated record.
AGUUACCCGUUACUGGCGAGCUUAGUCAGACGCGGAUUUUUGCAUUCACGGUCGAAAGUUUGGAUUGUUCUGUACGUGCAAUUUUUCACUCAACCCGGGUUGUGACUAAUCGUAGAUAAUAUUUUUCACAAUUGAUUCCAAUGGAUAGCGCUGGAGGGUACAAGAAGGAAGGAAACCUGGGCGGUGCGCGCCAUGGAGACGCCUACCAAGUGCACGUACUGAUGCUGCUCUACGAGAGGGCAAUCUCCGAUCGGUAUGGAAGAUAUGGUGACUUUCGACUGGCUACGGAAAUGAAAGCCGCUGGAAAGUUCGACGAUGCAGUUCUAUCGUGGCAGAACGAGAAUAGCUCGUGGAAUUGGUUGUUCGUUCAAGUGAAACAUAGAUUAAUGCCGGUGCAACUCGAUGGAAAACAUCUAUUCCCGGACGCGGAGAGUGAUAAGUGUAAGGGUGACUUUUCAUUGCAUAAAUAUCUGGAAUCAUUUUGGGAAAUCAUGCACCUCGACGAUUUCGUCGGAAACAAGCAGUUUGUAAUAUAUACGAAUUGUGGUUUGGCACAGUGCAUACAGGACUGGUUCACAGAUGCAGAAAAUGAGAUUGAGUGCAUCUUGAAACUGGGACUGAAUGGCGAACGGUUCAUGAAGCUGAUACCACAGGAUGAACACUGUGAGAAACUGCUCGAGCAUGGAAACAGCGAUUUCAAAGGAUUGACGGAAAUUAUUCGAUCAGUUCUCAUCGAGCGUAAAGAAGGGAUGAACUUGGAUUUAGUGAAAAAGUACCGUGGUGCAAUAGCAAACCAGAUAUUGGUCACCGAAAAGGGUUGGGUAAGAUUUUCUCCUCGGUUCAUUAAGAAUAAGAACAAACUGAGCCAUGCCGAACGCGUUUUUCGCGGCAAGCUUUUUCAGGAAGAAGCCACAUUGGAACAGCUAGAGUCGUACUGUGCACCGAAUGAAGAACUGUUGACGAUUCUUGACUCGAAAGGAAAGUCUGUCAAUACGUUGCCUCCAUCGAUAGACGAAGUAGAAGUGAAAGAAUUUCUCAGUUCGUUGAUAUUUGCAAUCAAUCAACCGGAUAACGUUGGUUUAAAAAAGGCAAUCAUAAAUGAUCUAAAAUUGCGGCAGACUUCUCCGGUACACGGACCGAGCUCUGACAACACUUACGCCUUGCUUGCUUAUAGUACGAUGCAACACCGAGUUCACGUUUGUCUAGAUUCCACUACAGUCCCAUGCAUGUCGCUACGCAGACAUGAUCUGGAAAAUGAGUUCCAAACUUUUCAACGCACCAUAUCCAGUUCAAGGCUUAGCGUUCCAACCGAUCUUUUUCGUGGAGAAAUGCACAGUUUUCGGGUGGAUUUCGUAGAUCCGGUGCUCCCCUUUCCCGAGGCAUACCCUGUAGCCAUUGUCACCAGCACUCGGAACGGUCUACUAAACAGUCUCAAAGUGUUCCAGGCAUUGCAAGCACACAAUUUCCAUUACUUUUCCCUAAAGGAUCUUCAGAAUAAUUCCAUUCGGACGGAGCUGUGCGAAGCUCUACGGGAAUCGAAGAGCAGCUUUUAUUUACUGCUCAAGGCUGACUGUUUCAAGUUGGAGUUUGCGUCGGAGAUACUUGAUGCAAUGGUCUCGGGAAACUCGAUCAAACUCAUUUUACUCACGGACUGCGAUGAAUCAGCUUCUAAGUUUUUCAACGAGCACUCUUACACCCUUGUCGAAGAGGAGGAUAUCACAUUGGAUGAACUGACCGUGUCCAGUCAGCAGAUAUUGAGGAACAAGACGGUACUCUUUCAAGGAUUCGAGAUGAAAUUGAGCGAUUUGGCCGAUGAUGCGGUUCUAGGAAAGGUCAUCAAAAACGAUACACUCGAGAAACUACUGCAAGACGAGAUUGUUACGAUCGGACCGACACUGCCGGAGCUUGGAAUCAAACAUUACAUCCCGAGGAUCAUAACACGUUCGGAUACUGAUGAUUUGGCUAACGAAGCAGAGAACCUACAACCAACUCUCAACGAUACUACGCUAGGCGAUGGCACUGACGAAAAUGGUAGCUACAACGAAGAGCAAUUUCUUUAUAACUUACCGACUACUCCGGACAAACGCAGGGUGGUUGUUCUCUCUUCGACCCCUGGAAUGGGGAAAACUACUCUGUGGAUGAAACUAGCUAAUUUGGCAAAGUCCCGUUUCAAAACGAAAUGGGUUUUCUAUAUCAACCUGCAAGACUGUGAGACGGACUUGCGCGCUAGCAGGAAACCGAAUGUGACAGACUUUCUUGGAAAUCAUUUCAGACUCCCGCAGCUGGAUAGGUCACUGCUGCAGUAUCAUCACGGAAUGCCCAACAACAUCUACGUUUUCUUCGACGGGUUCGAUGAACUACCAUUUGCAUCCACGGGACCUACAAUCGUCUUGAUGCGCAUGCUGCAGAAUUUCACGCAAGUAUUUGUGAACACCCGUACCCGACUUCAGGUGGAACUAGAAGGAGCUUUCAAGGUGGAUGCAUUCUUCUUGAGGCCCAUCAGCAAAUCCGAACAGACGGUUCUCUUCAAAAGCUUUUGCGACUUCCUCGAUGAAGACGCUAUGAGAGCUCGUCCACUGUCCCAAUUUGUCGAUCGGCUAAUGGACAGGAUUCACAGCAAGUCGAUGAAGAUUGCAAGCAAAUUCGUGGGCGUUCCAUUGAUGGUCGAAAUGUUGGCUGAGAUCUACAAACCAUACACGAAACAAUACCAGAAAACCAAGGAUCCUCAAGUUCUUGGUCAGAUCGAUCUGGAAGCAUUGGAUAUCAUGGAGCUUUUUGAGAAAUUCGUGUACAGCUCCUUCCAGCGACAAAACAUCGUUAAGCAGAAUCUUUCGAUUGUCAAUCAUUACACUCAGCUCAUGCUGAAUCAGAGCAACUUUCUCUACAGAGGCUUCAUCAAACUGCACAGCUUUCUGGGUCUGAUGAGCUUGGUUAAGGGCAACAAGAUGCAUCUGAUCGUUCCUGACGAGCAAGAGCUCCAGGUAAUGCAGGAACAGAUUCCGCUUUUAGAUUCACCAAUUGUCAGUCGUGUGCCGCAUUUUAUCCACGGGUCGAUUGCUGAAUUCUUCGCAGCAAAGUGUUUGUUCCAGUAUCUUAGACGAAUGAACCAUGAACAGAUCAAGAAUAAUUUCGUGAAGAAUGCCAGGAAAAGGGUUCCUCGGAAGAAGCACAAUCUGAAGAACAUGUUUGAUCUGUACUACCAGGUCUUGCGGGACUACCCGACUGUUCGGAAGUUCUUUUUCAUCAUCGCACGCCAGCACGAGGAAUGCUUGGGCAAGUUGGAAAUGCUGCUGUGGUCCAUGCGACCUUAUCCACUUCUGUGGGCUUGCGAAGAAAACUUUGAAGAAUUGGUCAAACGUUUGAUUCAGGAAGAUCCAACGGUCAUCAAUAAUACUACAGUACACCGGGAAACUCCUCUGCAUUUUGCAGCAACACAAGAUCACGGGCAGAUAUGUGCCCUUCUGAUCAACAACAAUCUAUCCGUAGAUGCUCAGAAUGUCCACAAGCAAACAGCUCUACACAAAGCCGCUGCCAAUGGAUGCUACGAGGUGGUGAGUCUAUUGAUUGCCCGAGGAGCAACCGUCGAUGCUAUUGAUCAUCACCAGCAGACACCAGUGUUUUUGGCAGCUCAGGCCGGUUAUGUCCACGUGGUUCGAUUGCUCAUAAACAGAGGAUGCGACCUGAAUAUACUGAGUGCACGUGGUUGGAAUGCCUUACAUAUUGCAUCGUUCAACAACCACAUUGAUGUCGUACGAACGCUGCUAACCAGGAAGAUACAAAUGAAGACCGGUGGAGCGAAAAAAUGGCUCAUGUUUCUUGGGCAUCUAGUGUCGCGUAAAUUUCGUGAUCUAGUAAUGCUGCUGGUGAGCUACGAAGCAAAAGCCUACAAGUCAGACGCGAAUCAGACACUGAUUUGGGCCAUCAAACGCAGCCACUUAGAUAUUGUCCAGGCGAUGCACCAAGCAGGGACCUCAAUCUGCGAGAUAGACGAACGGUCGGGACUCUGCACCUACCAGCUUGCUUUGAAUCAUGGCUCCUACGGGAUAGCCGAAUUCAUUCUUGCCGUUCAGAAAAAUCUUGACACUCUCGAGUUUCCGCUCCAUGCAGCCGCUAAAGCCGGCAGCACUGGUUGCAUAUCAAUUCUCCUGGAAAAAAAUGCAGAAGUGAAUGCUAAAGAUCCACAGGGCCAGUCACCGCUGGAUUUGGCCCUGAAAGAAUGCCAUGUGGGUGCAGUUUAUUUGCUGCUUGAUAAGCGUGCAGAAAUAAGCAAAACGAUGCUGCAUGCCACAAUCAGAGCCAACAAGGCAACUUCAGCCAUGUGCGUCCAAACUCUUCUUCUUUUUGGCGCGGAUGUUACUGCGGUAGAUGAGCGCCUCGGCCGAACACCACUACACGAGGCAGUACUGCAGAGCAGUUACCAAUGUGCCUUAUUGCUACUAAGAGGCGGAGCAUCUAUCAAUGCUGUAGAUAAAUAUAAUCGAACUCCACUGCAAUAUUCAACGAGCUGCAGCGUUUGUCCUGAAAAGCAACAGGCAUCACUGUUCAAUGGAAGGAUCUUAGUUAAAUGGUAGCGUUAUGUGACCAUCUAGAGACAACUGUAUCGUAACAAUCUUUCCUACAAUUAACGAAAUGUCCAAAAUGAUGGUUUUUA